This is a messenger RNA of Cuscuta epithymum, 1201 nucleotides long. NCBI's taxonomy places the organism in Eukaryota, Viridiplantae, Streptophyta, Magnoliopsida, Solanales, Convolvulaceae. The record is from the annotation of a GenBank genome assembly.
UUUCAUUGCUUGCACCCACCCUACUAUAUAAAUCAACCCUCUGGUUGCUGGACACCCAACAAGUCUCACAUCUCCCAUCUUCCCUCAAGACCCAAUUGAGUUAAUUAAUUUCCAUUUAUAAUAUGGCAUCUCCCAUUCAGCCAUUGGUACAGCUGAUUCUCGUGGCAACUUUAGCGGCAGUUGCCACCGUAGCGGCAGCCAACUUCAACCAAGAUGUCCAAAUGUAUUUCGGGAAUGGUCGUGGUAAACUCAUGGACGGCGGCAACACAGUGGCUCUCACCCUCGACAAAGAAUCCGGCUCUGGCUUUCAGUCCACCAAGGAAUACCACUUCGGCCGGUUCGAUAUGCAGCUCAAGCUUAUCUCCGACAACUCUGCCGGAACAGUCACCACUUUCUACUUAUCUUCACUAGGAGACAAACAUGACGAAAUUGAUUUCGAAUUUCUUGGAAAUGUGUCCGGCGAGCCGUACACCGUCCACACCAAUGUGUACGCCGAGGGGAAAGGAGGCAAAGAGCAGCAGUUCCGCCUCUGGUUCGACCCCACGGCGGCGUUCCACACUUACUCCGUCGUCUGGAACUCCCAGAGGAUCAUCUUUCUGGUGGACAACAUUCCCAUCAGAGUCCACCGCAACCGUGAAAGCAUGGGGGUCCCAUUCCCUAAGAGCCAGCCCAUGAGGGUCUACUGCAGCUUAUGGAACGCUGACGAUUGGGCCACUCAGGGGGGCCUGGUCAAGACUGACUGGGCUAAGGCGCCUUUCUCGGUGUACUACCGGAACUUCCGGGUCAACGCUUGCUCCGUCUCCGGUGGCCGGACGUUGUGCGACUCCACGGCGUCGACGGAUGUGGUCAACGGCGACCAGGCGUGGCAGACGCAGGACAUUAAUGCUCGGGAGAGGAAUAGGCUGAGAUGGGUGCAGAGCAAGCAUAUGAUUUACAAUUAUUGUACUGAUUCCAAGAGGUUUCCUUCUGGGUUUCCGGCAGAGUGCAAGAGUUCAAGAUUCUUAUAAAUUAUAAUAUGCUUCAUCAGACACAAUUUAUGUGUAAUAAACAGGAAUGAUAUUCUUUUAUUUUUGGGGAUUAUACAUGAAUACAUGAUUGGAUUGUGGUGGUAUUGCUAUAUUAGCGUGACAUUUUUAUAAGUUAUAUUUCAAUAUUUAAUAUAUUCAAGGAAAAAUAUAAAAGUUAUAAACGUUGAUUAGGG